This is a messenger RNA of Musa acuminata subsp. malaccensis (wild Malaysian banana), 1797 nucleotides long. RefSeq names its product UDP-glucuronate 4-epimerase 6. The record is from RefSeq and is a predicted model, not a curated record. Lineage: Eukaryota; Viridiplantae; Streptophyta; Magnoliopsida; Zingiberales; Musaceae.
AGAGAGAGAGAGGGGCGCUAACUCAAUUGUCAAUAUUGCGCUGAUACUACAUGAUGGCUUCUCCGCCGGACACGAGUAAGAGCUCCAAGCUCGAGCGCUACAACAGCUACCUCCUCCGCCGCGUCAGCAGCGCCAAGCUCAUCGCGGCCUCUUCCCACCUCCUCUUCCGCGCCACCAUCCUUGCCGCCCUCAUCCUCAUCUUCCUCUUCCUCCUCCAUUACCCUCCUCUCCUCCUCUCCAGCUCCCACUACUCCUCCUCCUCUCCUCACUCCAACCACCGCAGUCUUCUUUCCUCUGGCUCCUAUGGCGGCGGCUACUGGGAGCGGGACGUCCGCCGCUCCGCUGCCCCCCGCCGCCCUGAUGGCCUAUCCGUCCUCGUCACCGGCGCCGCCGGAUUCGUCGGUACCCAUUGCUCCCUCGCGCUGAAGCGGCGGGGCGACGGCGUGGUCGGCCUCGACAACUUCAACGCCUACUACGACCCCGCACUCAAGCGAUCCCGCCAGGCCCUCCUCUCCAGUCACGGCGUCCUCGUCCUCGAGGCCGACAUUAAUGACGGCACACUCCUCGCGAAACUGUUCGACGUUGUUCCCUUCUCCCACGUCCUCCACCUGGCUGCCCAGGCCGGAGUCCGCUACGCCACUCGCAACCCCCAGUCUUAUGUAGCCUCCAACGUCGCCGGCCUCGUCUCCCUCUUCGAGGUCGCCGCCAAGCAUGCCGACCCCCAGCCAGCCGUCGUCUGGGCCUCCUCCUCCUCCGUCUACGGACUCAACACCGAGGCCCCCUUCUCCGAGAUCCACCGCACCGACCGCCCCGCCUCCCUCUACGCCGCUACGAAGAAGGCCGGCGAGGCCAUCGCCCACACCUACAACCACAUCUACGGCCUCUCCAUCACUGGCCUCCGCUUCUUCACCGUCUACGGCCCCUGGGGCCGCCCCGACAUGGCUUACUUCUCCUUCACCAAGAGCAUCCUCUCCGGGAAGCCCAUCACCCUCUUCCGAAUGCCCGACGGCACCGCCGUGCAACGCGACUUCACCUACAUCGACGACGUCGUCAAGGGCUGCCUCGGCGCCCUCAACACCGCCAAAAAGAGCACGGGCGUCCCCGGCGGCGGCAAGAAGCGGGGCCCGGCCCAGCUCAGGGUAUACAACCUCGGCAACACCUCUCCGGUGCCGGUGGCGGAGAUGGUAAGCAUCCUGGAGCACCUGAUUGGGAAGAAAGCCAAGAAGAACGUCGUCACGCUGCCGCAGAACGGCGACGUGCCCUUCACGCACGCCAAUGUCAGCUUGGCUAAGACGGACUUCGGGUACCGGCCGACCACCGACCUCGCCACCGGGCUGAGGAAGUUCGUGAAGUGGUACGUCGAGUACUACGGUGUACAGACUCCUAAAGUGGUCAACAAGGACGCCGGAGAGGAGGACAAGGAAGAAGAGGGGGCGGCAGCGUCGGCGUGAUCAUAUGCAGUGUUGUAAUGUUACUUAAUCCCAGAUUAAUCUUCAUCAUUACCAGAAGCAAUAUUAGCUAAAAGACUAGUGAUAAUAAUGGCCAUGAAGAAGAAGAAGAAGCAGAAGAAGAUGAUGGUGUCGAGGGAUAAGAAAUGGGAGGAGAAGCCAAGACAGAACAAGAAUGGCUCUCAUGGUUUCUCUUUCUUUUACUUCUUUUUCUUCAAUUUAGUGCUCUACUAAGUUUGUUUGCUGAAGAAGAAGAAGAAGAAGAAGAGAUUUUGCUGUUGGAUGUAAAUCUACACAGUUCUAUUUCAUUUAUAACAUGUUCAUAUGAUCCUGUCUACUUUCUGUAUCA